Molecule: messenger RNA, 11592 nt
Organism: Spirometra erinaceieuropaei
Lineage: Eukaryota; Metazoa; Platyhelminthes; Cestoda; Diphyllobothriidea; Diphyllobothriidae
Source: the annotation of a GenBank genome assembly
AUGCCAUUUACGACUGGCGUCUGUUCUCAUACCCUCUGUGAAACUUGUUGCAGUCCUUCAAAACAACCAAAGAAGACCGGUGGUGUUUGUCCCGUUUGCAAAGUCCCAAUCAGGCCAUGUGAUGUGAAACCGCACCCUCAACUCUCCUCCCUUGUAGUGGUUACUCGGAGGCUGGCGAAGCUUUUGCGUCGUCCUUUCGAUGCGGAUCAGCUUGAUGCCGACUUUAUAGAUCAGAGCCCCAGACCCCAAAGCAGGACUCCAUUAAAAGGUAACAUCUGGUACAUUGUUUAACACAUCUUUUUUCCUAUCGAAAAUGAUUCCUCGUUCCGGAACAACUAAUACCACAAAAGUCUCUCUGGUUUCUGUUGGGCUGCACUUUCUCCACCUUUAGGCUCUGGUUUUUGUAGAGUCAGUGUAUUGCACUGUUCAUUAUGUUAGCCUUCAAGGGGAUGUUAAGAAGGGUAUCCGCAUCCGCACAAACCUAAUUGUCAGGGAACAAGCAUGCAGCCCAUUAGCGCCUUGCUAGACAACCCGUUACCUCGGAGCAACCAUGCCAUUGUCAACCGAGGUGCGAUCGUUUUUCACGCAUAUGAGUACUGAAGGCGAACUCAACACUCUGUUUAAUCAUACACUAACGAUUUUUGUUGUAGUUUGCCCGCCUCUUGUCCUUGCCGCACUUUUAUUAGCAAGUACGGUGGCAACUCUCUCCAAAUAUUUUCCUAUUAACUAACUUGCCUGAGGUUCUUAUCACCUGGCAUGGUAUUUCCGUAUUUUGAAAUUUUUGCAUCAUCACCAAGUCUGUCUUUCACAUUUUCCCAGUCCCUCAAGCGAUUCCGAAUUGUUUUUUACCCGGUCCAGUAUUCACGCUCCUCUCCCUCUGUAGAUAACUGAGGCCCAAUUCUGCCUUUAGAUAACUUGGACUUUCUAAAUUCGGACACUUACUGUCGAGUCGACAGCCCAUCACCGUCUCCAGAAUCGUCGAACAACCUAGAAUCAACCAGUCCUAAGCAUAUUCUUGCUGUUUCCCCCGUAGCAUGCUCCAUUCAGGCAGAGCCAGAGUAAGUUUAUAGCAACUUUUAUAAGAAAAGAGCAGCUGGCAAAUGAUUUAGUUGCAAAAUUUUAACAGUGUCGUAUGAUCUCUCACUCCCAAGACCAACCGUUUUGCUAAGGCCGUCUGACAGAGCGGAGGCGGAUUUGGCCGGGGCGCAGGCCGCCGGCCUUUGCAGUCCAUCCCCAGCCAAAGCUACGGUGACACCUCCCUCGCGCACUCGUCGUCCCGCUCGGCGAAAACUAGGAGAUUCCGCCGACUCACGCGCCUCCCCAGAACAGUCUUUUGUAAGUCGGCCCAUUUUAGCAAUGCACUUUUUUGAUUUCAGAGCCCAGCAAGUGUUUGUUCAUGGAGGUAUACUUAACUGUCGGGCCAUCUUUGGGCUGUUGAGCAGUCAGGUAAGAUUCAUUGGUCACAGUUCGGACGAGCGGCUUUUGGUUUCAAAAUGGAUGUUUAAAGCUCUCGCUACAGGAAAGGGUAGGGACAACACCCAUCAUCGGCCCUUGGGCUUGUCUAAUUCCGCGGACUAGUUACUAUUUAGAAACUGUUAGUUUAGUUCAGAUAUACGAAGGUGGAAGCUCCGGGGCCGUAAUUUUUAGAAAGUGAGCCUAUUAACCGGGACAAAUCUGUCGUAUUGCUGACGUUUCCGAGAGCUUGGUCGGCUCUUCGUUUCGAAAACGUUUAAUGCCCAACAUCGACCAGCACUUUUAAUGACUGUUCGACUUAAUCGACCUUGAAUUGACCAAUUUCUUCCUUCUUUCGCUCCCCCAGCCUAUCAGCAGAUGUUUGUGGGGAUUGAUGGCUGCUUGCAUUAUACGUCGUCACCUCGAUAGACUGUGCCUGGAACUCUCCUUCCCCCUCGGAUGAGUUCGUCGGGGGGUCGUGUCUACUCGAUUUAAGUCCGAUGUGGCCAUCUUGUUUUGGUCUUCAUGCAGGUAAUGACGCAGGUGCCUGAUUGUAGGGUUGAACUCUGAAUACCAUGCCUCAGGUGUGAGUAGUUCUGUUCUUAAGGUGCCUCAUUAUAAGAUGAUCGCUUCUUGAAGGUCAAGAGUGUGGCCAAUUUAUUCAUUAUGAGUUGCAAACUGCGAGUUCGAGUCUAGUUUCCGAGUUGCCAGUUUGUGCUCAUGAAGGGGGUCUACGAUUUUCGUCUAGCUUCCCCGGCAUAGUUGCAGGCCUCACCGUUGCAACAUAUUUGGUAUACAUCUGCCAACGUUUUGGUAUAUGGCAGCCUGCUCCUAGGUAGCAUCACACGGAGGCAAAUUGUUGCCCGAGGUCGAUGGGCUAUGCCUACUCUGGCGGAUUGUAACAGUCGAGAAGUCUCCCGACGACUCCUUUCAUGUAGGAAAUGGUCCUCUAGACUUCGGAUUGCUUCCGUCUCCGCCCUCAGGGACCUGUUAUUUGAAUACCUGACCCUAAUAAUGGAUCUGCCACCGAUAUUCCAGCGAAGUUUUCUAAAAUCGUCUUCUUCGAGGGCUUGCCUAUUGACUGUACGAAAUCCUGUACAAUGUGCAGUAGGUGAGGGCACACCGUACUACUAGACGGCAGUAAUCUUUCAGCCGCAUUUGGAGAAGGACGUUAAAACUCGUCCUUUGCGUUGUCAAACGGGGCAGUAUUUGAGGUCACAUGGAAUGCAGGUGCGGAUUAUAACGUUAUUUCUGACGGCGGAAAUAUGCUCCUCUUAGCUAACGCAUAACACUUUGCAAGUAUUGCCUCCUUCCAAGUCCACUGCAUAACAAGGCUCUGAUAAAUGGUAAUUGCCCAAAAAUCGGAAAACUUAUUUUCCAAAGUCGAUUUUUUGCAGAAUGUUUUCAAGUGUCCGGACCGACUUCCUUGACCUCAAGGCUUUUGUCUUAUCAGCUAGUUAUGCUUGAAUGAACACGGUCUUACUUUUCAUGGUCGCUUUUACUCGCCGUUCAUUUCACAAGCCUCCACAAUCUUGGCCUGCAUUCUAUGGCCAUUGUCAUACUUCGGUGCCGGCACUACCGAGUUAGUCUGUCAUAUUAUCUGGUGUCUAAUUUUGCACAUAUUUUAACUGAUCCUCGAGUCUAUUUACUUUUUUUAUGUACGCACACUAAACCUGCGUUUAGAAUGCUGCCUCAUUUUUAUUUCAAAGAAGUUGCCUAGAAUAUCGAAAGCCCCUUUUGCUGUCCCGGAGGACUCCUACAUUACAGAGGACUCCCUGCUAUCAUCUGCACGUCGUCAAAAAUCCACAAGCGAUGCCGACCGUCUAAAAUCGGGAACUGAAUCUACCUCCUCCUUCGAGAAGAGAGCGAACCUUCGGAAAGCCAAGUCAACUGGUGCGGUCAAGACGAAGACGAAACGGUCGACUGUUACCGACAGCUCAUCUACGCAUCACAUGCGUCUCAACAGCAAAGGUGAAAGUGUUGUUCAUCGAGCCGCCAUUAGAAACGAUGUGGACCAAUUGCAGACUCUUCUCUCGUCUGGCCUAUCGGCUAAUGUGCGAGACCACGCCGGUUGGACACCUCUUCAUGAGGCUGCCUUACGUGGACAUACUGAGGUAACUUUUUCUUCCAUUUUUAGUGCGAUCAAGUGGCGCUGAGUUGUCGCCGCCGCCGCCGCCACCACCACCACCACCACCACCACCUAUUUCGGGUAAACAAAAUUCACAAAAACUCGACUUCGAAAACACAAACCGAUAGCGUAGCCUAAUGCACUUUGCCUUAUCCAAACACCAACCGACUGCCUAAUUGUAACUCCAAUGAUAAACCUAGUCGGUCAAAAAUCCAGACACCUAGGAGGGGAGAGAGGAGGAGUUGAUCGCAGCCUCAAUCGCUGCCUUGAUAAAGCCCGCGUACGAUAAUUUCUCUUUUUCAUACCAACUUUUAUUUCUUCCUCUCCACUGUAGGCGGCCAGCUGUCUUCUCAGGGCUGGAGCGUCAGUUGAUCUUCCAGGUGGUCCGGAUUUGGAGACGCCCCUACACGAUGCUGUGACAAAUGCGCAUUUACUCUGUUGCAAACUCUUAUUGAAGCACGGUGCCAAUCCUGAGGCCCCCAACGCCCUGGGAAUAUCUCCUCUGGAUGUUUGUGCUAAUAUGCUGGAGCGCUUAAAGUGCCAAGCAAAGCCUAUGGAGGUGAAACGAGCCAAGUCGGGCACUGUCGUCAAGACCGUCCUCAUGGAUAUUAACAAGGCCCUCCUAGAAGCCAGGGACAGGCGUUCCGCAGGAGUCACCGUCCCGGAGAGUGGCUGUAGAGUCAGCGGUGGGAAACCAUCUACCUCGCCCAGCAGCGCUCUGGCGCCAGUAGAUCCGAUAGCCACGGCUUUAUUUAUUGAAAGGUAAGUGCGCCGCUCAUCCUUAGCAGUACCACUGCCGUUGUCGUCAUUGCGUGGGCAUGCUGCAAUGGUGCACGAUUGUCUAGCUACGGGGUGGAUCUUGCAGGGGCGAUAAGCUACUCCACAGACCCUGACGCAAUUGUGGUGACAAUCCAGAAUGUGCGUUUCCAUUUAGGUAACCUGACGAUUAACCGGCCCAGGGCUAGGACCAGACUGGUCACCCUAGAACUGACACUUUGCAAUGCAUAAAUUAAUUGAAGACGAAGACAGGCUCUCUGGAUAUCUCAACUUUGCCAAUCUGAAUGCAUAAAUUGCUACACUCAACAAAAUCCGCCACCCCGAACAAGGACAGUUGCAUCAAGUUGGUGCAAGUUAUACCUUCUGUAGCAGCCGUCACAGAUAAGAACGCUGUUACGCUGCUGUCGCCUUCGCACUCAGAAAGACUUUGCCAGGAAGUUACUUUUCUCCCCAUGGACUCAGUGACCAUCACAUCUCAGCAAGGCUCACACUCCCCAGAGAGAGGCUCGCCUCGGUUAUAAGCUCCAACAUCCUGUGGAGGAACUGCGCAAGAGUCAGUCUUCCCGUUUGCAAUACCAUCUUUCGGCUUCCCGGUGUCGGGAAGACAACAUCGAUGUACUCGCGAUCCCAUCAAUGGCAGCUGCUAGAAUGUGUCCUAUGAUCGUCCUGAUGGUUUUAUAACAAAUCUGGAGUGUAGUGUCAAAUGCUGGAUCGACUGCCUGCAUGUAUGGAAGAUGAAGCUGUAAAUGCGACCGCGGAGACGACCAUAAGGGAAAAGGGUAUCAGCAAAACUGGACACGGUCUCACUGGAUCCCGCAGAACAUCAGAUGGAACUCUCCAACGAAUUGAUCUCAAGCCUGAUCAACCUUAAAACCUUAGAUGAAUAAGGCACCGGCAAAACCGGCAAAGACUGUAUAAUGCCGUUUGCGUCACUGCUGUGGAAGUCACCAGACCUGCACGCUGUAAACACCAGGACUGUUUUGACUAAUGUGAUGAUGAAAUACAGUGACUGGUAUCCGAAAAAGGUCAAAUCAGCAUGAUUUCUCUGAUCCACAACAGCCCACCUCCCUCUUUUAUCAUCACCAACUGCACUAGGUGCUGCGGGAAAUGCAAAACAACUGGUUGACUACCAAGACAGAUGAAAUCCAAGAAUACACAGAUCAUGCUAAGAUGCCGAGUUUACUCGCGUCCAUUAAGGUAGUCUGCGACCACCAAAACACCGAAGUCAACAAACAUGAUAGCCCUCAAAUUGUAGACAAGCUUCACAAAUGUAUAAGUUGUGACGACAAGAACAGAUUUCAGGGACGCAGUCAUUGCUCAUCUACUCAAACGUAAAGGAAACCGGCAAAAUUUGUGGCAAUCAUCGUGGAAUCCUUGUCCCAAUUCUCGCUCGAAUACAACUCAGUCGCCUGAAUCUGCAUCCGGAGCAAUGGCAUUUACCAGACAGCACAUGUUAAUUUCGAAGGCAUCUCGGAGUCAAAUACAGUGAGAACGUCAGGAAAUUAUAAUUAGUUUAUAUGCAACCGUCAGGAAUCACACCGUAACUCAAGAUGAUCCCUGAAGGGUAAUGGGUGAAUUUGAAUGUCCCGAGCGGUUCACGAUAAUGAUCAGGCGUUUUGACGAUGGAACUUAUGACGAAGAAUGAACCCACGUAGGAGGUCUUCAAGCUGACAAACGGAACGAGGCAAGCCUGUGUCCCUGUCAGGCCAUCUUCGACCAAAUGCUCUCCUAAACUUUGAUCGACGCCUACCAAGAGGAUCGACUGGACAUCGUCACAAGCUCUUAAACCAAUGGGAAACUGUCUAACAUCCGCAGUACGAAGGCUGUCACAAAAAGUCCCAAGACGAGAAUACACGACUUGCUAUUUGCCGAUGACUAUGCAUUAAAUAUCACAACUGGUGCGGACAUCCACUAAAGUCUGGGCCUGUUUCCACCUGAUGCCUCACCCUUGCACUAGUCAUAAACACACAAAACGGUUAUCAUGCGCCGUCCAGUAGCAACUGUCAAAUACACUGGACUCACGAUAACUGUCAAUAGUAAUUAAAGCGGUAGAUCAGUUCUCUGACCUGGGCAGCACCAUCUUACGAACCAUGGGGAUCGACGACGAGGGUGCAACUAAAUCAGAUCAGGUCUUCGGCAGCCGGAAGUCUCCGCGACAUUAUCCUCGACGCAAAACUCGGGAUGCGCAAGGCUGUCAUCCUGACAACACCACUCUUCGCCUAGGAGAUCCUGACAUUAUACCAAAGCCAGGCGAGAAAGCCCGACCAAUUCCGUCUAGUUCAUCUCUAAAGGAUAUUAGAGGUGACUUUGUGUAGUCAACCAUACGUUGAUGUUAGCCAAUUUCGACAAUCUCGGAUAACUUGCUAUGCUUGCUUACACGCGACAGGCAGAGGCUCUCUGUCCUCCCCUCCAGUCGACUGACAGGAUGUGGCAUGCUGCUGGUGCUGGACUUCAUCCUUGCGGCAAAUCUGUGCAUUUUUCACGACAAUCAAUCUGGCGCGCGUGAAUGUAUCUCAAGGUGCUAGCGGUUGUCUUGGCUUCGAGAAUUACCAACUGGUGGAGCAACUCGGUGCCCUUUAGGAUUGAGGAUCAGGCCUCACUGACUCCUUAUAAUUGUGAUCAUUUUAGCACUUUCAUUUACGCCAGGCCCGAGAUCUCUGUGAGACAUGAUACGUGUAAACUUAGGCACCGGGUCACCUAGGACAUCCGUGGAAGAACUGCUUAGAUCUGUCAGCCAUCGCGUCCGCGUUCGCUUCUGGCAGUCUUAUCUGUUUAGAUAAAAUGUACUCAUUGACAUUCAAUAACCUGUUAUGUUAAGUUUGUUAAUCGUGGGUCGUACCGUUUAUUCGGACGGUAAACAUGCAUGGCUUUUGAUGUUAACUGGUUCUUGAACCCCGUUUCCCGUGGUCGCCACGUGAAACUUCGAGCGGCGAUGCAGACAAUUCGCGUGACAAUCAACUCGAUCGCAGGAUAUGGUUGAACUAUUUGAUUAUCUGACAGGGAGCUCGAACUCUGCCAUUCUGACGGGUAGGAAGGGCUGCCUUAUUUGCCUUACUAGUUGGUCUAUAUCUUCUUUUCUCACGUACCUCACGUUUGAACAGUCUACUCAACCAAGCUGUUCCACAUUUAACUUAGCAUUCCUAUUAGGAUGGCUAUCAACGCUCGGAGCCUUUUCUUCUGUACGGCCAGUUUUCUGUAGUCUCAUUUUAGAUCUUUUUUUAUCCAGCCAGUCUUAUUCCCUCCGUUUUUCCUCUGGCUUCUGUUAAAGGCGCCGGCUUCGACCUGUCCUUCUUGGGACCGGAUUGAGUAGAAUUCAACGCACGCAGUUCGUUCGCGUGGCCUCAUUACUACACGCUCGCGUCGCCACAGAGAUGUCACCGGAGGUCACGCACCUAAUCACGGGGGCAACGCUAAGUCCACAGUCCGACAAGCAGAAGAAGAAACCAUCCAAGUAUAAGGACAACGUAUAUCCCAAUGAGUCUAACUGCCCGCGAACACUGAAGUUUUUGUCUGCCGUUUUGCAGGUUUGUGUUUCCUCUCCUCUCUGAACAAUUUUCCUUGCUUGCUCUACUUGUUUUUUUUGCAACUCUGCAGGCUCAUGUUUCUCCUUUUAUUAGUUCCCUCCCAAACCGACAGCAUGCUCUCGAGCACACGACCGUAGGUAAAACGUUCCUGUGCGUACCGGAAUUCAUAUCAGGUCCUCGGGCCUACCAGAUGGGUUACCAUAGAACUUGUAGCGGCCAAGCGGUGAUGGUGUACGCUCAGUACGCCACAACUUCAGGCCAUAUCCCAAUUUGUUAGAAGCAGGACGCCAUUUGGUUAGAACACUUUAUUCUGUACAGAAUAGUGAAGGGGAAAGUUGGCAACCGGACGAGGAUGCGUCCGGCGCCGCGAAGGCGGCGUCCGCGAGAGCGACGAGCCCUUUGUCGCCGAAGGUCGCCGCUGCAAAAGUGUCGCUGCAGAUUGUUUACUCUAUUGUUCUGAACUGUCCCCGCCUGUCUUACCAAUCAACGAUGGGAGUUGCGUUGAUUGGCUCCGAGCCCACGCGAAGGUAGUGAAAAGCCUCGCUUGCUGCAGGCAGAGAAUCGACCGAAUGCGUGGUGCAGACAGUGAAUUGCAACGAGACAAAUCGAAGCCGGGCAGACGUGCGUGCCAUAGCAGGCUGUCGCUAGGACGUAGGUGCAGGCGCUAGCGAGAGGCGCGACGUAGCCAUGAUGGCUGUCCACUACAAACUUAACGGAAGUGUUAUGUUGACUAUCCUUUUUAGUUCUGCGCUAUUGUUAAAGAUGUCUGUUGGAUCUGGUUCACGUUUUCAUCGACACCGACGUCCUGCAUGAAUCGGGCUAAAAUGCAAUAGCAAGUACAUACAUCCACUAGUAGCCCUAUCGAUUGCUCGUAGGUCACUCGUUUCAUCACAUGACCUAGUGUUUGUUAGUUACUUAUGUUGCAUAUUUAAUUCUUUUUCACGAUCCUGUUUCCACUGACUUCAUAAAUGCUUCUUACUAAAUCUUAAGUGAAUAGUCACGUAGUCUCAAGUUUGCUCGGAAACUAUACACUUCUCGUUUUAGGGUACUUUUGCGACCCUCUGAGGUACUUAACUCCAUUCUCCCUGACCCACGUUGCAAGGCCAUACUCCAAGUGUUCUAGUAGUGGCGCAGAUCGAAUUAAUAAAAACGUUCUCCUUACCUUCUGUUAAAAUUUACUGUGACGGAUUAGCCUGUCGCGACACUAGCCGCCAUCCUUUUCCUAUAGUGGCUUUCUGGUAAGACCGGAAAUGCCACAUGGAUGACAAGACCGUUUUUCUCCAUUUCUAGGCCUUCUUUCUUGACUCGGAUAAUAUAACAAGUAGAGCGUAUCAAGUUGCAUGAUCUUCCUGAAUUUUCUUCCCGUAUGAUCCACUUUAAUAUGUCUACGGCGUUCUGUUAGAUGUAUACUGUUUAUGCCAUCUCGAGUUUCCGCUUCAGUGGAUGUCAGCCCUACUGUAGUUUUAUAUCAACUUUUAGUUCCUCAUAAUCUGUUAUUGGUAUUACUGUUUGGUAGCAGAUCGUUUAUGUGCUCGGCAGUAGUCCAGGCAGACGUUAGUAUAGUUGCUAGUAGGGAAGUCCGACCAGAGGGCAGGGACUAUACCUCUCCUGGCCCUCAGGUUAAUCCGUAGCUCACCAUGCUGUGUUCAUGCGGUGGGCUUGGUGUAGACAUUGUUUCCUGUCGCACCUGGAUCGAAAGGUGGACGUUUCCAUUCAGAUGCCAGGGUUUUACUGGAUAACAAGUAAGGCAUUACUGAAUGGCGGACGUUUACCGCGUCAUAAUACUUCCACAUACUCUAUCUGCCGUAUUUGUGCCCAGCCGCGCCUACAUGACCCGGCACGAACAUACUUAUUUCUCGGCUAAACCUCCCAAGACCGUUCCUCAAUCUGCCACCUAUGGUCCUAUCACGUGGUCCACGGUUAGGCUGACAAGCAGGCCCGCCUAUCCGUAUCUUUCGUUGGUCCGUGAUCUGGUCCUCACCCACACAUAAAGCCGUAAUGAAAAUCCUUGUCAUGCAAUUAAACAGGAUUAAAUUAGAAGUACCAACACGAUUCGUUGGUUGAUGGCUCCAUACAACUUUUCGAACCCGACAUAUUCAUUACCUUGUAUGAUUUCUACCUAUCCUACCUCUGAAUAAGACAUUGUGCGGCAGCAGGUGUCGUAACGAUCCAGAGUUUAACAAUUUGUAGAUAAUAAUUGAGACGACCUUCGUCCACACCCCCUUUUGGUUUCAGGGCUGUUGGGUAUUAGCAUUCGACUGGAUUGAGACCUGUUCGUUCGUCAAAUCGCGUGUGGAAGAGGAGGGCUUUGAACUGCCUGGCUGCAGUACGGCUCCCACUACCUAUGCUCCGCGGAAGGCUCGUCAGGCUCGGGAGGCGGGCUCGGCCGGUCUCUUUCAUGGGUUUCGCCUGUGUUUCCUGGUAAGUUUUCGUCCCAAGUUCGCUAUGUGCAUUUGUCACCGAAAAUUUUUGUUCAACAGGAGUAUCUGAAUUUUAAAAAAAAUACUGUACAAGUUCUUUGUAUCCCAGCUUGGUCGAACACUUUCAACGGGAGAUUAUGGGGGUGGGAAACUUGCACAGAAAAAAGACGCAUGUCUUCAGAUGGAAUGGAGCCGAUGAACACUAAAAAUAUCCUUCUCAGUUGCUGUGAUCUACAAUCCUCCCGGGGUUUUGAAGCACUUUCAAAAAAUGUAUAUAUGCAUGUCUCAAGUACUUUUUGGAAUCAUCACUACGACUACUAGUGCUCCGUAGGGUACAAAGAGUAAAUUUCCGCAACCCGUCCCAAAGCGAAACAAGUGUUGGCUAGGGCAAAUGAGACGCCGUCGCAGAAUACCUGGGAUUAUCGGUGGGCCGGUUUCAUACUCUGACCGUCCGGACUUCUAUGAUGGUGAGGAUCCACCAACGUUCAGUUUCUUUAUGGUUUCCCCGCGUGUUCGUGUUAAGUGAAUCACUGUGACUGUUAAAUGUUAGUUAGGUGUCCGCAUUUGGGGCUGUUGUAGCUGACUUUUCCGAUUUUUUUGAUUUUUCGUCGACGCCGUUUCAGCAAGUUAGUCACAAGGUAUUGUGUGGGAGGCUGUUUUUCUGAUCUUUUGAAUGGAGUCUCUUGCCAAGUAAGCUGCUUGAUAUUUGGCCUUUUGCACUGGAGCAUAAACCAGCACAGAAGUACGUCGUGUCACAGUAAGAACAAGCAUUUUCUUUCUUACUCUCGGGCUAUUAUGGUCUUUCUGACCCAUCCUUACCUGUCAGGGCACCUUCGUAUAUCCAACCCCCACUCGCGGAGACCUCGUCACCUUGGCUCAGGCUGGUGGCGCAACCGUAUUCAGUCGUGACAUAUCCUCACCCCGGCGUCUGGCCAGCCUGACAGUUGAGGAACCUACCAGCGACUGGGUGCUGGCAGAAGCAAAUGCAGACGCGGUCGCGUUUUCCACCACAGAGUGUACUGUGCAUCCCUCCCAGCUUCUCGCCAUCUACGACCCUCGGGCUAAUGACGGUUCCAGUACCACCGCCUCUCCCACAACCAUGGAAAAUCUCCCACCAGACCGUUUAGUUGCCGCCGCUCUGGCCCUCCUUCAAUCCAAGAAAGAAGUGCUGUCGCGCUCAGGGGAGCCGCCGCCGAUCGCCCCCAUCCGUCUUCUCCCAGCCACCUGGAUCAUGGACUGCGUUGCUGACUACAGCAUUCUACCGGCUCCCACCAAUCCUCUCUCAGUCUAG